GAGAAAGGAAAGGCGGAAGGGAGUGGAGAAGGCGAAGUUUCACUGAUUUUUAUAAUAUAAUAAGAAGGUGAAGAGGGUGGGUUUCUGGGUUGCAGUUAAAGUCUGGGCAUUUGUGGAAGAAGAAUAAAGCAGUAGAAGAACUGCAGACCUGCACAGGUGUCUCAGAACUUUGUCUCUCUGUCUCUGUUUCUAUUUCCGCUGAAGCUCUCGGCUCGGGAACAAAGAACAAAGAGAGGCGCUGUGUGUGUGUGUGUGUGAGAGAGAGAGAGGGAGAGAAGGGUGUCCGCCAUGGUCGGAGGAGCCUCUAAACUUAGGAGGGCAGCAAGAAAAAUUGGGCUUCCCUGUGGUUAUUUCUCAACCAGGCAAUCCAAAGACGAUCCUGUCGUCACUAACUAUAUCUCAAGCUCAGCUGUUUCUACAAAGCGAGAGAAUGUCCCAGAAAUCUCAAACUCAGAGGAUUCCGAAUCCAGCGGCAUAGCUAAUAAGAAUUUGUGUGCAAUAUGUCUGGAGCCUCUGAAUUAUAGCACGGGCAGCAGUCCAGCAGGGCAGGCAAUAUUCACAGCCCAGUGCUCCCACGCGUUCCAUUUCACCUGCAUCUCCUCCAACGUCCGACAUGGCAGCGUCACCUGCCCCAUUUGCCGGGCGCAUUGGACCCAGCUGCCCCGCAACCUCAACCCCCCCUGUUCCCUCCCUUGCAACCAGACACACACGGACCCCAUCCUUCGCAUCCUUGACGACUCCAUCGCCACUUUCCGAGACCACAGACGCUACUCCCUCCGCUCCGCUCGCUACGAUGAUGACGACCCUGUUGAGCCACAUCACACACCCAGCCACCCACGUCUCCAUCUCUCUCUGCUUCCAAUCCCUCUCACCGGAACCACCAGCUUUUCCCCAUGCCGCCACCACACAACCUCUUCUUUGCCAUCCCCAUCUGGGUUCUGUACUACUAGCAGUAGCAGCAGCAGAGCUUAUCUCUCUGUAAAACUUGCACACCAGCAAGCAACUGACCUGGUCCUGGUUGCCAGCCCCAACGGCCCACACCUCAGACUUCUCAAACAAUCCAUGGCGUUAGUGGUUUUUUCACUUCGCUCUGCUGAUCGUCUGGCCAUAGUUACCUACUCUUCCGCUGCAGCGCGCGCAUUCCCUCUCCGGCGCAUGACAUCUCACGGAAAGCGGACGGCCCUACAAGUCAUCGAUCGUCUGUUUUACAUGGGGGAGGCUGACCCAGCUGAGGGACUCAAGAAAGGGAUCAAGAUACUGGACGAUCGUGCUCACAGGAAUCCUGAAUCCUGCAUCCUACACCUCUCUGAUAGCCCCACAAGAUCCUACCUUGGUCAUGACAUGGAAGAAAUCCCCAUUCCAAUACAUCGUUUCCAUGUAGGCUUUGCUUUUGGCACUUCGAAUGGAUUCGUGAUGCAUGAGUUUGAAGAGUUCUUGGCGAGGUUACUUGGAGGUGUAGUAAGAGAAACCCAGUUGAGAAUUGGGGAGCAUGGAGUUGUGAGGCUGGGAGAGCUGCGGGGAGGAGAGGAGAGAAGAAUCCCAUUGGACUUGGGAGACUCUGGAUAUGUUUGUGUGGGAUAUAGCUAUAUUGAUGGUGGGGCAGAAGAAUGUAUAAGAACAGGCGAAAUGGUGGUGAGUAUCGAGGAUAAAAGGGCAAGCGAUGGGGGAGAAGACGACGGAGGAGAAGACAUGAACAUACGUGGAAGAACCAGUGUUGAGGGCUGGGAUUACCAUGAUCCUUACAUGGCUAGAAGAUGGGCCAAACAUUUGCACGGAUACAGGCUCUGAUUCUCUCCCUCUCUCUCUCUCUCUCUCUCUCUGAUUCCUUUUGCAUGAAGAUCAGAUAAAAUAUACAGAUAUUAGCCAGAUAUGGUCUGACUGAGAAUACAAAGAAAUUAAAUUAAAACAUGCCAUGGCACAGUUGAAUUACACCAAACUGUACUGGAGGUUUCAUUUAUGGAUCCAAGCAAGCAUCAUGCCUAUGGUUUUUGUAGUAUUUGUGGUUCGAUUGAUGCAUACUCCACUCCAGCACAUUGCAUGAAUGGAAUUCUUGAUUCUAUUCUAAGAAUGUUAGGCAAUUUGAUGUAAAGAACGCUAUUUUUCGUUUUCUAGCAUCCUUCAUUUGUUGGCAAUGUGAUACAUGCGCGAUGCUUUUUACUUGGCA
This is a messenger RNA of Nelumbo nucifera (sacred lotus), 2164 nucleotides long. RefSeq names its product E3 ubiquitin-protein ligase WAV3-like. The record is from RefSeq and is a predicted model, not a curated record. Lineage: Eukaryota; Viridiplantae; Streptophyta; Magnoliopsida; Proteales; Nelumbonaceae.